AUGAACACAUGGGCGACUUGGCGUCCCUAGUGAUCAAGACCAUGAACACAUAGUAGUGCCGAAUACCACACAGAUAUUUUAAUUCAGAAAUUAAAAAUUAGUUAUAACAUAGAGUAGAGAGAUGGAUUUUACGGCCAAUCGUUUCAAAACUGGUGCAGCUGCUUUCCCAAUCGAUUCAAAUCUGACUUAAUUGGAGCCCAUCUUCAGUUCUUCUGAUUACACAAGAUACCAAAGAUAUAAAAGAUUGUCUACAGAAUUGUAUCCGGUGCGGAACAUAAGAAGACGGUGAAAUGGGAGCCUCCAGUGGGCCAAGGCUUUCUGGAAUGCAGAGACAAGUACUUAGUCUAUACAGAGGGUUCUUGCGGGCAGCUCGUUUAAAAUCUGCUGAAGAUCGACACAAGAUUGAGUCACUUGUGUCGAAUGAGUUCCGCCACAAUGCCAACAAUGUAGACCGCAAGAAUUUUCUUUACAUUGAGUACUUGGUUCGCCGUGGAAGGAAACAGCUUGAUCAGCUCAAGAGCCCUGAUACUGUUGGAUUAUCAGCUCUGAAUAUGGGACCUUCUUCAAGCAUUUGCAGCGCUGGAUAAUUAGCUUUUCUAGACAAGGCAUUGCUCCCUCCUCUAUGGUUACCAAUUGUAGUUCAUCCAAUUUAUCAAUACCUAAUAACUUCAGACUUGGAAACCCUCCUGCCUCAAAGUGCAAGCUUUCUCCAUCAUAAACUUGUAAAAGUUCAAGAUGUACCAGGUUUGGCAAACCCCGAAGAUGUACUAGAGGAUCCUCCUUCAGCCGACUCCAUUUUAGAAACAGUCUGACCAGGUUUUGAAGAGAAGAAAUCCAGUGGGACAACGAGCGAAGGCUGGUCAUAUUUUGGACGGAUGAGCAUAAGAGCUUUUGGAGCGAUUGCAAGCUACUUAUCCCUGCUGGAAUCUUAACUCCUUUUCUGGCAUUAAAUCGGGCAUAUGACUCAACUUCAUAACGAUAAACCAGGAGAUGACGAAGUCGCUUGAGAUUCAAAAUCUCAGCAGGUACUUGAGAAGAAGAAGCUUGACAACCUCAAUUGGAAACAUUUCCAGAUGUGCACCUUCUAAGUCUAAUACAGUAAGCAACUGAAGACCAGUAGGAAACAAUUUUGGUAUGGGAAAAUCAGUAAGUGAAUCUUCUA
Messenger RNA from Rosa rugosa (rugosa rose), 1162 nucleotides. RefSeq names its product succinate dehydrogenase assembly factor 1, mitochondrial-like. Gene Ontology annotation, cellular component: mitochondrion. The transcript has 6 exons. Lineage: Eukaryota; Viridiplantae; Streptophyta; Magnoliopsida; Rosales; Rosaceae. The record is from RefSeq and is a predicted model, not a curated record. Gene Ontology annotation, biological process: mitochondrial respiratory chain complex II assembly. Bases 291 to 587 code for a protein of 98 amino acids.